AUGGAUAACAAUGAUCCAAACAGAGUGUAAAGCGACAAGUUGAAUUUGCUUGUGCCCAAAUUGAUGUGCUGAUGAAUAUAUCUUCAGCCUUAUCCACCAAAGUUUGAUCUUACGUUUUAUGGUCAAAAUUUGACACCCCCACUCUUCAUGGAAUAAAUAUUUUUUACUGUCAAACUCAUUUUUGCUUUAUUUUUUUAGGAAACACAGGGGCUGCAUACACAUUGCAUUUUUUGAGAUCUCACUUGUGAGAUUAUUACAUGCUCUCCAUUUGUUGAUAGUAUUCAUAGGCAAUUAGUUGUUGAAAGAAAUUCAACAAUAUUUGGAGUUAUGGGGGAAAAUAGACAAGUGUUUGAGGCUGAUGAAGAUGCAUAUGGAGGCAUGAAUGUACAUAUCAAGGACUCAAUCGAUUCUAUCAAAUUCAUUGCUAUGCUUAGGGCAUCGAUUACACAAUGGACGAAUCAGGGAAAGAAGGGUGUUUGGAUUAAAUUGCAUAUAGAAUAUUACCACCUAGUUAACGAUGCAGUCAAGGAAGGAUUUUGGUAUCACCAUGCAUAGGCAACAUACUGUAUGUUGGUAUAUUGGAUUCCUCAAACUCCUCAUACUAUUCCUUCUAAUGCUUCUCAUAGAGUUGAUACUGGGGCUCUUGUUUAAGAUCACAAAAUUAUAUACAUACACGUUAACGUUGAAUAUUAUUAUGCAUCCAGUUAAAUAUAAUUUUACAUAAAAUGAUAUAUAGGACAAAAUGCUACUUCCAGACCAUAUUUGUCACGACCCAAAUCCGGGCCGCGACUGGCACCCACACUUACCCUCCUAUGUGAGCGAACCAACCAAUCUAAA
This is a messenger RNA of Solanum lycopersicum (tomato), 837 nucleotides long. Lineage: Eukaryota; Viridiplantae; Streptophyta; Magnoliopsida; Solanales; Solanaceae. The record is from RefSeq and is a predicted model, not a curated record.